AUGAAAUUAUGUAAAGAAGCAAAUCCAUUAAUGGAUGAUGCCAGUAAACUACAAUUUUUGAAGGAUGGUCUAAAGCCUUCAUUACGUUUUGAUGUAUCAUUAAAAAAUCCACAAACUACAUUAGAAUUUUUAGACUAUGCACAAAAGAUUGAAGAAUUGAGAUCGCUGGAAGACAAACAAGAUGCACUAGCAUGUUUCGAUAAACAAAAGUCUAUCAUUUCAUCAACAGUUAACCUAGUCAAUACAAAUAAUGAACCGCAGCAAAUUUAUCAAUCAUUUAUACCUCGGAAACCAAAUUAUAAUAAUGCUCAUUACAAAUCAAGUUAUAACAACGUCAAUUCGAAACGAAUACCCAACAAUGCAACAACAACUCGAGUUUCAUAUGAUAAUAAAAUACCAAAACCACCAUAUCAAUGUUAUAACUGUGGUGCAAAUGAUGAUUAUAUUCAUAAUUAUCCACAUUUUCAAUAG
Messenger RNA from Rotaria socialis, 471 nucleotides. The record is from the annotation of a GenBank genome assembly. NCBI's taxonomy places the organism in Eukaryota, Metazoa, Rotifera, Eurotatoria, Philodinida, Philodinidae.